Molecule: messenger RNA, 3132 nt
Organism: Anneissia japonica
Lineage: Eukaryota; Metazoa; Echinodermata; Crinoidea; Comatulida; Comatulidae
Product: epsin-2-like
Exons: 5
Coding region: 224-1870 (548 amino acids)
Biological process (GO): endocytosis
Cellular component (GO): clathrin vesicle coat; plasma membrane; endosome
Molecular function (GO): clathrin binding; phospholipid binding
Source: RefSeq, a predicted model, not a curated record
AGUUUAUUGUUUAGAAGAUAGGAGCUCUCGGCGACCACGACGUAUGAGCGAUGGGCAUAGUGGGAUACAAAACAGGAAGCGUACUAAAAAGUUCCGGUUUUCAGUGUUCAAGUGGCGGCUAAGUGCCGGGGUAGGUACUCUGCUGACGAAAACUUGGUUUAAACAUUUCAAGACAUCUACUGUAAUUUUAGAAAAGCAUUCCUAAAGCAACUCCAGUGUAACCAUGGCAACUAUGAGAUCAAUAAAAAAUGUGGCCAAAAACUAUUCACCUGCGCAAGUGAAAGUUCGAGAGGCCACAUCAAAUGACCCCUGGGGUCCAUCGAGCUCUGUCAUGUCAGAAAUUGCUGAUUUGUCGUACAACGUUGUGGCUUUUACAGAAAUAAUGACUUUAUUAUGGAAGCGGUUAAGCGACCACGGCAAAAAUUGGCGCCACGUUUAUAAGUCAUUGGUUGUGCUGGAGUACAUCAUCAAGACGGGGUCUGAACGCGUUGCGCAGCAGUGCAAAGAGAACAUCUUUGCCAUCAAUACAUUGAAGGAUUUUCAGUUUCUGGACCGUGACGGUAAAGACCAGGGAAUGAAUGUAAGAGAAAAGUCGAAGAAUCUUGUUGCACUUUUGAAGGAUGAUGAGAGACUUAAGUCUGAGAGGACGCGUGCCCUGAAGGCAAAAGAGCGUUUUGCGCAGUCUUCACAAGGUAUCGGUAGUGACACAAAACCGAGUGUAGCUGGAACAGAGUCUAGUAGCAGCUCAUCACCAACAUCAAACGGAGCAGGAGAUAGUCAUACCAGGCCGGCUCACUCGGAGAUCGAGCAAGCACGCCCGGCAACUGCAGGAGAAGAAGACCUUCAGCUACAACUCGCGCUAGCCAUGUCACGAGAGGAGGCAGAACAACAAACCAAACAGACACGCAGUGAUGACAUUCGGUUGCAGAUGGCCCUCAACGAGAGUCUAGAAGAGACCAAAACACAGCCUACACAGCCUACACAGCCUACGCUUCUAAACCUGGCUGAGCCAGCUCCAGCACCGGUUAAGCCAGAUCCAUGGGGAAUGCCAACAACUGGAACAACUGCAGUUGCAAGUGAUCCGUGGGGAGCACCACCUGCACCUAGCUCACAGCAUGCCAUAGAACCAUGGGGAGCUACAUCGAAGCCAGCUAUGCCUGAUCCCUGGGCAGUACCAGCACCAGCACCAGCUAAACCAAAUGUAGCAGCCAAUGAUCCCUGGAGCAAAACACCUGCACCUGUGCCUAUUCAAAAUGAUCCAUGGGGUAUGGUUACACCUGCAGCAGCUACCCAAUCAUCUUCUGUUCCACCUGGAAGUCAGGUUGAUUGGGGAUUUAACAGCACUCCAACUGCAAGUGAUCCUGAUCAUGAGUUUGACCUUUUGAGGUCGAAUACUGUACCACAAGCACAACCUGUAGGGGCUUUUGAUAUGAGUCUUUUAAAUGAUGCUGUUCCUCAACCACAGCAAAUGUUGAACCCAUCCAAAUCCUCUGUAGCCAAGACCCAGAAGAAGCCAGAAGACUUUCUGGGAGAGAAUUCAAGUCUUGUGAACUUGGACUCAUUAAUAGUAGGUAAAACUGAGAGGUCAAACCCAACAGCGGAAGUCAGAAACCCAUUUGUGUUUGGUGCAGCUCCAUCUGUGGCAGCCCCUGUUAGUAACCCCUUUCAACAACAACAGGCCCCUAGACCAACACUUAACCAGAUGAGAGCUCAACCAAUGAUGACUGCACCUGCACCUGCCUUUGGAAUGCCACAACAACCAGUGAUGAUGGGUGCCUCAACCGGCCUGCCACCUCCAUUAAUACCAAUGGGCCAGCCUUCAAUGCAGAUGCAACCUACCAACCAAGCAACUAAUCCUUUUUUGCUUUAACAGUGCUCUGCAAGUUUAAUUGAAUUUCAUGUCACAUUUAUAGGCAGUAUAAUUGGUAUGUAAUGUCAGCAGAAUGGACAUUGAUAAUUGAUAAGUAUAAACACAUGGUUAAUUAAACAAUUUAUUCUAUGUACCUGUAUAAAUAAGACCAGCAUUAUAUUGUAAGAAUUGCAUCAUUUUUUUAUGAAAGUGUACUAUCACCAUGUCGGAUAUGGUACACAAAGGCUUUCAUUAAAACAUUGGUUGGGAAAAAGAUUAAAAAGAAACAUGGUUCUGAAUAUUUUGUUAAUUUUAUUUGAAUUUAGGCACUGGUAAAAACUAGUUACCACUGGUGGAAACCAUUUGGAAGGCUUAUUAACAAAAAUCAGGUGUACUUAAGAAAUUAAAAAAUUGAAAUCCAAAAUAUGUCAGGCAAACAAUUUUCAAGACUUACUGUUGAAUGAUAGAUUAAAGGAACAAUUUAUUUAAUGGAAUCAUGCUAAUUAGGUGGUAAUUAAUUUUGUUGUUAGUCUGGAAAUAUAUUAUAUUUGUGUUUCAUUAACAUCACCAGCAUCAGUAAAAAUUAUUGUAGCUAUAAGAUUGUAUUCAUCAAUUCCCUGAAUACCGCAUAUGAGAAGAAACUGUUUGAGAAAAAUAUAAAUAUAAGAUUUUUAUAUAAACAUGAUCUUGAGUGAAUUUAUCGUACAAUUUUCAAUAUUAAAAUGGCUUCUUGUAACUGAUUUUAUUAAUUGUCUACUUUGUGGAAGUUGUUAUAAAUUUCUGUUACAUUAGAUGGUGUGUGUAUGAUAAGUUUUUAUGUGAAUAUGCAUUAUUCCCCAUAAAAUAGUCUGCCAAUGAAAUUGAACUGCAUUUUCAUCUAGUAGUUUUCUAAACAAUGGUUAGUUGCUAUAGUGAUGUUGUCCCAUUUCAGUAAAAUUGUUAUAUCACAUUAUUAUUUUUAUAAAUGUAAAAAUAAAUGUUAUAUCAGCUUGUGUUUUGUUGUGGAUGUUUUAUGGUAGUGGAUUAUUUUACAAUUAUAUUCAAUAUUUAAAUAGUUCCGAUGCCACUAAUAUGUUAAUAUAAUAUAAUGUGGCAUAGUUUUAGCUAUGUAUUACAUGCUUCACAAAGGGACAGUUCAUUUUUCCUGUGCUAUUUAUUAGUACUUUAUUACUAUCACUCUGCUAUAUAUGUAAUUGUUUAAUCUUCUAUUUGUAGAAGUAUGUUAGGCCUGGUUCAUUUGAGUACGUGUAUUCCCUAUUAAUAGAAUUAAUAAGUACAACUAA